Messenger RNA from Protomyces lactucae-debilis, 1793 nucleotides. Its product is annotated as putative deacetylase LmbE-like domain-containing protein. Gene Ontology annotation, biological process: GPI anchor biosynthetic process. The transcript has a single exon. Gene Ontology annotation, molecular function: N-acetylglucosaminylphosphatidylinositol deacetylase activity. The coding region runs from base 422 to 1309 and encodes 295 amino acids. Gene Ontology annotation, cellular component: endoplasmic reticulum. Lineage: Eukaryota; Fungi; Ascomycota; Taphrinomycetes; Taphrinales; Protomycetaceae. The record is from RefSeq and is a predicted model, not a curated record.
AGACUAACGAUAGGCUGGCUCACAUGCUCGGAUAGGGGACGAGAUUGUCUGCGUCGUACAGAAGGCAAGGUCUCUCGGUGUGCAGGUCGGCAACCAGGCUGCUACACAAAAAGUAAAGCGUGGAGACAUACGGCAUGCCUUGGUCGUACGGACACGGAAGGAGAUGAAGCGAGCAGAUGGACGGUAUAUACGCUUUGACGACAAUGCCUGUGUUCUCAUCAAUAACAAGGGCGAGCCCAUUGGGUCGCGUAUCCUUGGCGUUAUUGGCGCUGAGCUGCGGGACAAGAAGUACAGCAAGAUCUUGUCUUUGGCCCAGCGGGUCGUAUGAGAUGCUUUCAUCCUAUUCUGGCUAUUCCGAGGGCUGUCUCUUCAUAGCAUAGCGUCAAAUGAUUUGUGUUGCUCAAUCCACACCUCUUCCUACAUGUCCUUCAUACUGGACCGAGUGCCCGAAGACCUACGGGCUCCAUUCAUCGUCGCACUCUGCUUCGUCUGCUUCUACCUCAACAGUGUCUAUGCCGUGCGCAACACAACCAAUACGCCUACGGGCAAGCGCUUCCUGCUUGUGAUUGCGCAUCCGGACGACGAGUGCAUGUUCUUUAGUCCAACGCUGCUCAAUCUGACUUCCCACGGCAAUGCUGUGCAUGUCUUGUGUCUGAGUAAUGGAGACGCAGACAAGCUUGGCAAGCUUCGAGAGCACGAGCUCAUCUCCAGCUGCACAUCUCUCGGUGUGCAGGCUGCACAUGUCAGUUGCAUCGACACACCCGACUUGCAAGAUAGCAUGACGGCAGUCUGGGCUCCCGAGAAGGUUGCACACCAUCUCAAGCUAUAUCUAGAUGGCCAGCAAGCAUUCCAUGCACUUAUUACCUUUGAUGCUGGAGGUGUCUCGGGUCAUCCCAAUCAUGCCUCCAUCCUGCCAGGUAUCGAGCAGCUCUUGAAUCCCGUUGCUACAAGCAUGCCAUUGGCAAAGUCUACAAACCGAAAGCCCAAGGCUAAAGCGGCACAGAUGCAGCUACAAGGCCCAGCUCCAGAAAUCUGGGUCUUGUUGACAACCAAUAUCCUACGCAAGUAUAUCGCCAUUCUCGAUGCAUUCUGCUCCCUCACGCUCAUUACUUGGCGUGUUGCACGUUCGCCGGGCAAAGGUCCCGAGAAGCGCCGGAACUGGAUGACGUUCAUAAGCUUGCCACACCAAGUCUUUCGUGGGCAGCGCGCCAUGAUCUUCGGGCACCCUUCGCAAAUGAGAUGGUUCCGUUGGGGUUGGGUCACGCUGAGCAGGUACAUGUACAUCAACGAGCUGCAUCGUCAGAUGUAAUCACUGCCACUGGAGGUUCAGAAAUUCAACAAAACGUUCUUGCAGUUGCGCCGUCUCACUCGUGCCGAGCCUACCCUGCAACGUCGAGAAUUGACGCUUCAGCCGUUGAAGUUGAGCCAACGUCACCUGUUGCGUGGGCAAGCCCAAGGGCAACCCAGCAACUUGCACUUGGCCACCAGCACCCAUGCGUUGAGCGUCGACAAUAGCUGCAAUGACUGCUUGCGUGGCGCGAUCCAAUUCAUACAAGUAAUCACCUUCACUUGCCUGCUUCAUCACAGUCGAAGCAUUUGGCCGCGCUGUUUUGGCUAAGACAAGGGCUUUCCAUAUAUCCUCUAUCGGUGCUGCAGCAUCGUCUGUGAGCAUUGUGAAGCAUGGCGAGUCCCAUCGUGUCAUUGGAUUGGGCUCUUCAUAGCGAAAGAUGAGCUCAUCCAUGACUUGUGCAGUGUAGCCUGUGCCUUGCUCUUGCUGACGAGCUUCAUUGUAG